AUGGGCCGGCCGUGGGCGGCAGUCGUCGGGGCGGUGCGGAGUGGCCUGGAGGGCGUGGGCGGGAAGUCCGAGAGCGAGGACGCCUUCCCCGAGCCCGUGGGCGAUGAGGCGAUGAUCACCACCUUCCGCGAGCUGCCCUGCCUCGCGGUGUACGCCUACGUCGCGAUUGCCGCGGCACUCUGCGCCGUGUGGGUGCUCUACCGCCAGGCGCGCCACCGCGCCGUGCGUGCCCGCGCUGCCUCGGCGGCGCGCCUCGGCAAGGGGGGCCUGAAGGAGCCGCUGCUGAGCCGGCCCGAGAAGCCCAGGGCGGCGCCGCCGUACAGGCAAUCCAUGACGGAUUCGCAGAGCCGCGUGAUCACGUUUGAGGGCUACAGGGGCUGCCCAUUCGGCACGUGCGUGUCGUGGCUGCUGCCCACGACCACCGGGGUGUUCGUCGCCGUCUUCGCCACGAUCCUCUUCGACUACUACUACGGGUGCACGUGGGAGUGGCCAGCACAGCUCUGCUACGUGGGCACCUUCCCCAUCUUCGGCAGCUUUAACACGAACUCAUACGUCUUCAUGGUGGUGUGGAGCGCCGGGGUCGUCUGGUUCUCGCUCCUGGUCUGGGGCAGCCACGGGUCCAUGGCGAACCUCUUCCGCCUGCGGGUGCCCCUGGUCGACGCCGAGUACGUGCACAUGACUGUCGAGGAAAAGAGACAGGUGAUCUCCAGCGGCUACUCCCGGGUGCUGAGGCUCAGGGACGCCGCCGCGCGGCUGCUCGGCAGGCUCGCGGGGGGCCCGCGUGGCCUGCCCGGCGGGCUCUUCUCGCUGAGCGGGGGCCCUUCGCAGACGGUGGCGCUCCAGCGCUCCCCCGACGGCACGCGCUUCCUGGACUUCCGCUGCUCCUGCUACGCGCUGGAGGAGCGGCUGGGCCUCUUCCACGAGUACGACCCCAGCAGCGCCCUGCCCGAGGGCGGCCACGCGGCCCUCCAGGGCAUCCUGGACGCGGGCGGCUUGCGCCUCGGGGGCGACGGGCUGGACGAGCAGGGAGCCCCGGUGCCCACCGUGGAGAGGCUGUAUCGCGCCGCCGGCCCCAACGAGAUCCCUUUCACGGUGGACGCGUGGAAGGCGGCGCUGAAGGAGGAGUUCGCGACGUUCUUCUUUCUGUACCAGUUCUCCAUCUACGCGGUCUGCCUAUGGUUUUCGUACUGGCACUACACAAUCAUUGCGCUCGGGGUGGCGAUCAUCUCUGCCUGUUUCAACGUCAGCAUCAAAAUCAGGAACCAGAAGGCCAUCAAGGCCAUGAUGGAGCAGUCGUCACGGGUGACGGUGAUGCGCUCCUCACAGGAGAUGGAGAUCGACUCGCGGCACAUCGUGCCAGGCGACAUCGUGAAGGUAGAGAGCAAUGGCUGGCUGGUGCCCUGCGAUCUGCUCCUGCUGCGAGGCGCGGCCGUGAGCGACGAGUCGACGCUGACUGGGGAGAGCAUGCCUGUGCAGCGCCUGGCGCCGACGGAGCCGCUGAAGACAGACGGAAAGGGCCAGCGCUUCCCAGCCAAGCACGUCCUCGUGGCCGGAACGGAGGUGCUCCAGGUGUCCGACGGCACCUGGGCCGUCGCGACGCACACUGGCGUCGGCACGCAGAAGGGGCAGCUCAUGCUCCUCAUCCUGUACCCCCCGAAGCUGCUGUUCAAGUACGACGAGCAGCUCGGGGUCGUCUUCCUGCUCCUGAUGACGUACGCCACGUUCGUCGCGUUCACCACGAUGAAGAUGAUGCGCGCGCGCGCCCGGGCGCAGAACCUGCCGCUCACCGCCACGUGGGCCUCCGCGAUCUUCUGCUGCUCUUGCGUGGUGCCCUCCAUGCUGCACAUCGUCCUGUCCGUGGGCCAGGUGGUGGCUGCGGAGCGGCUGCGGAAGCUCGGCGUCUUCUGCGCCGCGCCCAAGCGCAUCACGCUCGGCGGCAAAGUGCGCGUGGUGUGCUUCGACAAGACGGGCACGCUGACCACCCCCAGCCUGGAGUUCUUCGGGGUGCACUGCGUGCAGUCGCCGGGCGGCACUGCGGCGCGGCCCGCGGGGCCCUUCGGCGGGUGGCCCUCGCGCGCGGCCGCGGGCGGCGCCACAAGCCCGAGCCUCGAGCCCGAGCCGCGGCGCGGCGGGUGGGCGCCGGAGGUGGAGUGCGGCCUGGCCAGCGCGCACUCGCUGUCGCCCUACGGGGGCGAGGCCGGCGUCGUAGGCAACGCCGUGGAGGUGAACAUGUUCCGGGCCUGCGGCUGGUCGCUGCCCUCGCAGACCGAGGCCGUGUCCGGCGCGGGCGGCCCGAAGCAAAAGGUAAUCAUCUUGCGGCGCUUCGAUUUCUCCCACGUCACGAUGACGAUGAGCUCCGUCGUGGCGCACUCGCCCUCCGGGGAGCGCGGCGUCUACUGCAAGGGCAGUUUCGAGCAGGUGGCCGCGAGGUGCAUCCCGGGCAGCGUGCCCGCGGCGUUCGCGGCCACGGCGCAGCGCCACGCCUACGCCGGCAUGUACGUGCUGGCGCUGGCGGGGCGGCCCCUGAAGCCCGAGGAGGGCGGCAGGAUCGCAGGCCUGACCCGGGAGGACGCCGAGAAGGGCUUGGUGAUGCUCGGGCUGCUGCUCUUCAAGAACCCCCUGCGGAGUGACACCAGGGACGCGGUCGAGCGGCUCCGCGGCGGCGAGGUGCGGAGCGUGAUGAUCACCGGGGACGCGCCUGGCACCGCCAUCCGGAUAGCGAAGGAGGCCGCCUUGGUGCAGCCAGACAUGCCAGUGCUCUUGGGGGACGUGGAGGCCAGCGGCAGCGUCGUCUGGCGCAGCGAUCCGGAGGACCUGGGCACGCUCAGCGAGCUCCUCGUCGGCAACGGGUGGCUCGCCUGGCGAAGGGAGUACCAGCAGUGGCUCCAGGCGAGCCAAGGGGGCUCCAGGGCCCACGCCAGGUCAUGGGAGGGCGGCGCGUUCCCGGACAGGGAGGACUCGGGCCGCAUGGCGCGGGCCCUGUCCUGGGACCUGAGCAAGGCGCGGGAACACGGCGGCCACGCGGCAGCCGGCGCCCAGGAUGAGGAGGAGGACCUCGCAUUCUCCACGGAGGAGCUCGUGCUCUCGCGUCUGUUCGAGUGGUGCGAGCUGGCGGUCACGCAGCGCGCGCUCGAGUGGCUGGAGGGCCACGAGUGCUCGCUGGACCUGCGCCGCGUGCUCGUGGGCAGCCGGAGGAACAUGCUGAAGAAGGGCCAGGCGCUGUGCGGCGGUACAGGCCAGAGCUCGACGGCAUGGGAACUGAUGACGAGCAUCCGCAUCUUCGCGCGCAUGACGCCCGCCGGCAAGGUGGGCGUGGUGGAGGGCCUGAUGUCCCAGGGCCUCAUCUGCGCCAUGGUCGGCGACGGGGGCAACGACUCCGGCGCCCUCCGCGCCGCCCACGUCGGCAUGGCCCUGAGCAGCGCCACCGCGGCGACGGUGGUGGCCCCCUUCACCACCAACCGCGGCUCAGUGGCGCCCAUCGCCGACAUCUGUCGCGAGGGUCGCGGCGCGCUCGCGACCUCCUUCGCCGGCUACAAGUUCUGCGUGCACUACGGGCUGCUGAACUCGUCGUUCAAGUUCGUGACCUACUACUACGGAACCUCGCAGACGAUGGCCGCCAACUACUUCCAGGACAUCGGCGGCUUCCUCUCCCUCUCCUACGCCAUGACCCUCGCCAGGCCCGCGCUCACGCUCGUGGGGGACCGGCCCUCGUCCUCGCUGUUCUCGGUGUACAUGGUGGCUUCGGUCCUCGGCAUGUGGCUCAUCAACGUCUUCUGCCUAUGGUCCGUCUUCGCGGCCGUGACGUCGCACGAAGACUACGUGCGGUUCCCGGUGCAUCUGGUGCUGAUCACGCAGUGGUGGAAGCGGAGCCGCAAUUGGGAGAGCACUUGCGUAUUCUUCUGCUACUCGUACCAGUUUUUCUGGUCCGCGCUGGUCUUCUCCUUCGGCCACCUCUUCCGUCUGGCCUGGUACCAGAACGCGCUGCUCUUUGCGCUCGUGUCGGCCGCACUCGUCUUCCUGAGCACUAUGCUCCUCGGGCCCCCGAGCAGCCUCACUCGGCUGUUCCACAUCGCUCUCGAGCUGGAGGAGGAGCACGAGCCCUGGACUCCGUCGGACCCAUGUCUGCCGAUGCCCUACAACCUGCGGCUGCAGGUGUUCACAACGAUCGUGGCGUGCCUGUUCGCAAGUGGCUUCUGGGAGAAAGUGAUCGUCCAGGGUAGGAUCGGCAUGCUGGUGAGGGACAGGUGCCGGCGGAUGUCCAAGCACAUCACCGUGCGCGCCUGUGAGAGCACCGCCGGCCCGACCGCCUCCGCCGCGGCGCCGGCCGAGCACGAGCGCUGCGGGGGCGCCGGAGACGGCGGCGCCGCGGCGCCGAAGCGGCGCCGCCUUUGCAGGAAGUCGGCCGCCCCAGGCGGCCUGUACGGGCGAGCAGCCGCCGAGGAGCCGCGGCACCACGCCUCUUCGCCGUCCCUUCCAGCGUCGGCGGCUGCUGCGCCCCAUGGCCAGCGCAAGGCGACACAGCUGAGAGCGGAGCCGCCGAGGCCCCUCGGGCCGCUGCCGUGCGGGCCGCUCUCGGCGCCCAGCGCCCUGCCCUGGCUGGCCUGCCCGGCGGAGGCACUCGCGCCUGGCGCCCAGGGCCUGGCGCCGCCCGACUUCCGGCUGAGGGAGAAGCAUGCGGAGUUCGUGAUCGUGCAGAACGCGUUCGACGAGGAGCUUUUGCAGCGAACCAUGAACUUCUUGAAGAGGAAGCGCCCGCAGCCAGCGAAGAUGAAGAACGAAGGUGGUGGCGACUCGGACGACGAAAGGAAGGCUCGGUACGACGACCGGGACUCCAGGGUGUCCUGGUUCAACGCCAUGGCGGAGUGCCCCUUCCUCCAUCAGCGCCUCGCCGACCUGGUCCGGCACGUGGGCAACAAGCACUUCCCGUUGCUCAAGGCGGACCCUAGCGGACGCCUGAAGUGCGAGUACGAGGAGACCCAGUACGCGACCUACGGCCCGAACCAGCACUUCAAGGCCUGGCACCAGGAUGCUUACGCCGACGGCAACGACCCAGAGGACGCCAGGCAGAUCACCGUCGUCGCUAUGCUCACGGACAGGAGUUCUUACAGCGGAGGGCAGUUCGAAGUGAAAAUCAAGGGUGCCGACGGGCGCAAGAAGCAGCGGAGGAUAGCGUUGGAGGCUGGGGAAGCCAUCCUCUUUCCUGCGAAGAAGCUGGUGCACCGAGUGCUGGAGGUCAAGAGUGGCAUACGCAAGACGCUCGUCUUCUGGGCUUUUGAUCGCGCGUCGUGCAAGUAUCACACUGGCCAGGUUGAUAAGUAG
Messenger RNA from Prorocentrum cordatum, 5319 nucleotides. Lineage: Eukaryota; Dinophyceae; Prorocentrales; Prorocentraceae. The record is from the annotation of a GenBank genome assembly.